Molecule: messenger RNA, 1404 nt
Organism: Helicoverpa zea (corn earworm)
Lineage: Eukaryota; Metazoa; Arthropoda; Insecta; Lepidoptera; Noctuidae
Product: putative nuclease HARBI1
Exons: 2
Coding region: 270-1355 (361 amino acids)
Source: RefSeq, a predicted model, not a curated record
AUAUUUGUUAGUUUAAGAGUGAGUUGCACCAACUUACUUUAACGAUAACAAAACUCGAACCAACGGUCAAAUCUCUGGUUAAGUCAAUAAUGGAUUGCACCAUUUUAACAAUGGUUAAAAUGACGUCAUAUUUAACGAUAACCGUAACCAGUCAAUUUUGGCCGGUUAUCGUUAUUGCUAAGUUAACAAAUGUCAAAAUCUUGUCAAAAUAAUAACCUAGUCCGUUGUUUUCUGUUGUUUUAUCAUAUUUAAGUAUAAAAAAAUUAAAAAUGUCUUUAGUACGUGAUAUUUUAUGGGAAUCUAGUUCUUCUGACGACGAAAAUUAUAAUGAUUUACCUAAUUCUCGAAAGAAAAAAGUGUAUCAACCACGUGUUAAUCGAUUCCUAAAAUGGAAUGAGCAGGAGUUCUUGGAUAGAUUUCGGAUUUCCAAAGGUUUAGCACGAGCCCUGGCUUCUCAUUUAGCACCAUUGCUCCAAACCAGAACCAUGAAAAACUUUGCAGUUACUCCAGAGCAGCAAAUAAUAAUGGCAUUGGAAUUUUACGCAUGUGGUUCUUUUCAACGCUGCAUUGGGGAUGCUGCAGGUGUUCACAAAUCUACUGUUUGUCGAAUAAUUCAUCGAGUGAGCAGAGCUAUAGCCGGACUAAGAACAGACUGGAUUGCAAUGCCUAAAAAUAUUGAGGAAAUGGAAACUGAGGCCAAAAAAUUUUAUGAAAUAUGUGCAUUUCCUAAAGUAAUAGGAACUAUAGACUGCACACAUAUACCAAUCAAAUCGCCAGGUGGUGCAGAUGCAGAAACAUAUAGAAAUAGAAAACAGGUAUUUUCUCUUAAUGUGCAAGUAAUCACAAAUGCUGAGAUGUACAUUACAAAUAUAGUUGCUAGAUGGCCUGGAAGCUGUCACGACAGCCAUAUUUUCAACAGCAGUGUCAUUAAGGGACGCCUAGAAGAUGGAGAAUUUGAUGGUUUUUGGUUACUAGGAGACAAAGGUUAUGCCAAUAAACCAUAUUUGCUAACACCUCUACGUAAUCCUGUUACAGAAGCUGAAAAACUGUACAAUGAAAGUCAUAUUCGUACUAGAAAUAUUGUAGAACGCAGUUUUGGUUGUUGGAAAAAAAGGUUUCCUGCAGUGUCAUGGAAACUCAGAACAAAUACAGCAAGAGCCCAAUGUGCUAUAGUGGCAAUGGCUGUCCUAUAUAAUAUUUGCAAGAAAUUGAGAGACCCGAUGCCAACAUGUUACGACUCUGAUAAUGAAUCAUCAGAUUCUGAUGACAAUGACCUGACCUCUGCAUAUGUUAGCCAGCAUGACGAGCAUAAUAGGAAUAUGCUAAUAAAUACUUAUUUUGAUAGAUUACAUUAAGAUAGACUAUGUUUUAAAUGAAUAAAUAAAAAAACUUCAAAAAUAAAAA